AUGUCAGCUGAAAAUGAAGAAGCUGAAAGUAAUAACCAAAAAGUUGAGCGACUCAUUGAGCAAACAAUUGUCGACGGAUGUCCCGAAAGAACAGCACAUGAUUUUGUAUUUUUGAAAUCACUUGGAGAUGGCGCAUAUUCAUCGGUUUAUCGUGCUCGAGAAAUUGCAUCUGGCGCUGAAUUUGCGGUAAAAGUUAUACAAAAGUCUCACAUUUAUCGACAUGGAAAAAUGGAAUGGAUUAUUCGCGAGAAAAAUGUGAUGAAUUAUUUAACACAAAUGUGCGGAACUCAUCCUUUCGUCUCACAAUUGUAUACAAGUUUUCAAGAUCGAACAAGGCUUUGUAAGUUUUGAAAAAAUAGGGAUCUGUUAAUAGGUUUUUGUCAAAAAAGUUCUAUAGAAAUUUUCCCGAAAUUUCAAAAAGUUUGCUAACGCCUCAAUUACCUUCCUAAUAUUUUAACAAAUACCGUAGGGUCCUUAAAAAUUCCUUCAAAAUUUUAAAAGUUUUCUGAAUUUCAAAAAAAAGUUCCUUGGGACUUAAAAAGUUCCCUGAUGUCUUAAUUAGCUCUCUAAUCUGUCAUUUUUCAGAUUUCGUUCAAAUGUUAGCUGAACGUGGUGAUAUGAGUGAAGCACUCUCACAUUUCGGAUGUUUCGAUGUUCCAACAACAAUAUUCUUUUGCUCCGAAAUCCUAACCGGUCUUGAUUACCUCCACCGCAACAACAUUAUACAUCGAGAUAUCAAACCGGAAAAUAUUCUGAUAAAACAAGACGGCCAUAUAAUGAUAACUGACUUUGGAAGUGCACAAGCAUAUCAGGAUUUGAAUUUACCUAUGGAACGAUUUCACGGUGAUUUGAAUGAUGAUGAAGAAUUCAGCUCGUCUGAAUCAAGUUCACCGCCACCUCUAACCCGACAAAAAACUGAAAAUGAAAAGGACUCUGAUGAAUGGGAUUUAUUGAGUGGAAGCGCUUCUGGUACUGUAAAUGACACUGGAAGAAGGACAACUUUUGUUGGAACUGCACAAUAUGUUAGCCCAGAAAUGUUGACAGAUGGAGAUGUUGGACCACAUUCUGAUCAUUGGGCGCUCGGAUGUAUUUUGUUUCAAUGUUUGAGUGGACAAGCUCCUUUCAGAGGCGAUAAUCAAUAUCGAAUGAUGAAAAAAGUGCAGACUAAUGAAUUUGAGUUUCCAGAUGGUUUUCCGGAAAUUGCUGCCGACCUGGUGAACAAAAUUUUGGUGAGUUAAAGAUUUUCCUUCAGCUAUAAAAAUCAAUCAAAAAUUUCUUGGUUUGUAGACCGUUGAUAUUGAUUAUCGAAUUGACAGCGAAGACAUCAAAGAUCAUCCAUUUUUCCGUGACGUUGAUUGGGAUAAUAUAACAUCUCAAGAAGUUCCAACUCUUCAUGCCUAUAUUCCUGCAAAUAAUGGAGAACCAGAAUUUCAUUCCACAAUUGUCGAACCUGGAUUAGAUGAAAAAGUAUUGUUUAGAUUGAUGAACGAAAAUAUGAAUUCAAAAGUUGUUGCUGGAUCUUCAAAAAAUGCUGAAGAUUUUGAAGAGCUUUUCAAGCAAUUGGUAGAGCCGGAUGUGGAGCCCGAGCCAUUUGUCACUCCAAAUUUCAUGUUUCCUGGAGCCAGAGUAGAGGUGACUAGAAGACCUGCGGAGCCUGAACCGGAGCCAGAACCUGAAGUUCUUCCAAAAGUGUCUAGAGAAGAAGUUUUGAAGGCUAACAAGGAAUUAGCUUUCACCGACGCUGAGCUGGAUAUUCAUAAUAAAAAUAUUGAGACAAGAAUGUCGCCAAGACUUCGAGACGAGAAAUUGGAGAUUCAAAGAAGUGAGAAUCCAUAUCAUCUAUUUGCUGGAGGUCGACUUAUUUUGAAACAAGGAUUUUUGGAGAAAAAACGAGGGCUAUUUGCGAGAAAAAGAAUGUUUAUUUUGACUGAAGGUCCACAUCUUCUUUAUGUUGAUCAUUCGAAUAUGGUUCUCAAGGGAGAAAUUCCAUGGUCUCCUUGUAUGCAGACAGAAAUUAAAAAUUUUGGAACAUUUUUCAUUCAUACAGUAGGUUUUUUUGGUUUUUACCAACCAAAAAAAGCAAUAACAUAAAAAUUAUAAUAUUUUCAGCCGAAUCGUGUUUAUUAUUUGUUUGAUGAAAAUCGUCGAGCUUUAGAAUGGUGUCACGCAAUUCAACUCAUGAAAAAUCGCUAUGAAGCUGAAAUUCAGAAAACCUAUGAGAUUGCGAUGCGUGAUGGAACCUUCAAUAGUAUUUAUGGCAAAAAAAAGUCGCGCAAAGAAAUGAUGCGUGAAGAAAAAGCGGCACGUCGUAAACAAGAAAAGGCCAGCAAAAAAGCGGCUAGACAAUCUAGAUGA
Molecule: messenger RNA, 2355 nt
Organism: Caenorhabditis angaria
Lineage: Eukaryota; Metazoa; Nematoda; Chromadorea; Rhabditida; Rhabditidae
Source: the annotation of a GenBank genome assembly